CACGGUAAAUAUCUGAACUGUAUAAAUGCUGCACGUUACAUUUUUUAUAUAUUCAGCAGAUAUUCCGUCAUUUGAUGCUUUUAGAAGAGGCCAUCGAAUCGUCUCGAAGUUUUUCUUUCAGAUACAAUGUCUAGAUGUUUUCAGGUAUAUUAUGGACUCGUCUCUGCGUUCUGUUGCUGAGCAGCUUCUGAAAGACCUUCAGAGAACUUACUCUGAGACAAACCAGAUACCAGAUGACCUACUAAUAGCAUUGCGAUUUGUGUUUGGCCCUUGUGCUCUUCAGGCGUUGGACCUGGUGGACCAACGCUCUGUCACAUGUGUGUCAUCUCCCAGCAGUCGAAAGGCUUUUCAGGUAUUAGGUGGAUCAGGACAUAUGUACACGUGCUUCACGUCCUGUCACUACUGCCCAUGUCCCGCCUUCUCUUUCUCUGUGCUCAGGAGAAAUGAGAGUCUGACGUUCUGGAUAUUUCAGACAGUUCAGAAGGAAGCCAGUGAGCCAAGGAAAGAUCCAAAGGAAGGUGAACCAAGACGUUCAACGAGGAGAAGAAGAAAGAGAUUGCUAGAGAUCUAAAACCAGCAAUAAUUAUCAUUGAAGCUCUCUAGCCAUGAUUGCUAAAUUGAUAUUUUACCUGGUUGUGCUGACAAAUGUGUUUAUUCACAUACAAGCUGCUGUUAGCACUGGUAAUGAAACUUGGGUACAUUAUGAAGAAGAACCACAUGCCUUCGCAGCUAACAUGUGGUAGAGAUUAGCCAACUACACUGCCAAAUCUGAAGGAAAAACAGGUGACUGUUAUGUUUGCACCAAAAUGCCACAUAGUGCUUCUGGACCACAUGUAGAGGUUAAAUCACCAAGGACAGAAGAAGAAUUAGAAUGCCCUAUUUUUGUUAGCAUUACUGGAAUGAUGGCUCCAAAUAGAAGUGCAAUAUGGAGUUGUGGAAAAAGUAGAAUAAUGAUGCUUGCAACGCAAGUACAUGCUAAAGUGACCACCAUUGGCUCUAUUCCAGACUCACUGUUAUGUAUGGAAAGAGAAACUGGAACAGUGAGACUGGGGGUAAUUCCUAAAAGUAAAUGUAAUCGAACAUACCAUCAUUGUGAGAUAGAAAAUAUGUCUUGUUGUACGAGUUGUAUUUUGCAUUAUCCAAAAGCUAAUAUGACUGAGUGUUCUAAAAGAACACCACAUCCUAUAUCUACUAUGAUUGCUUAUGGAUGGGCUAAUCCUUUUAUUCAAGAUGUGUGUUCUAAAUAUUGUGCACUUGUGCCAGGUCAAAAUUGCUACAGAUAUGCUCCUGCUUCACGGGGAACUAGAGCUGUAAAAGAUUGGUUGUGGCUGUGUGGACAUAAAGUCUACACUACUCUUCCAGAAGAUUGGAGUGGAAGAUGUGCUCUAGUAACUUUGGAAGAAUAUUCCAUGGUUAUUAGACCACACAAACCUCACGUUAUGACAAAACAAAAACAGAAAAAGAAACGCUCCCUCUCUAGUCGCGGUUCAACUAGUAGUUUGAGUAGAGAUAAUCCAGUACCAAAGCAACAUCGACUCUGGACUGGUACUGAAAGAUUCUUUGAAGCAGUGUUUCCAGGAAUAGGUGUCUCUAGUCUUCAAAUUGAAGUUGAGGUUACAAGAUAUGAGCUAAUUUCAUUUAUCAAUACUACAAGAGACACAUUGGCUGGUGUUCAACAGGAACUCCGAGGGCUCCGUUUAACUGCCCUGCAAAACAGGCUAGUUUUAGAUCAAUUAACCGCGGCAGGAGGAGGAGUUUGUGUUAUUGUUGGUACCUCUUGUUGUACUUAUAUCCCUGAAAAUGAUGCAGAUGGUCAUUUAAUUUCAGAGGGUUUAAAAAAUAUGACUAGAAUUGCUCAAGAAUUACAAGAACGAGAAAUUACUGAUAAUCAAAGUGGGUUCUUAGCAUGGCUCACAGGAUGGCAACAAAUGCUUGUAUCUGCUUUGAUUCCUAUAGGUGUGAUCCUAUUAAUUAUGGCAUUUAUUAUCUGUUGUAUUAUUCCAUUUAUUAGAGCUUUGAUUAAUCGUGCCAUGAACAACUUUGUAUCCUCUCAAUAUGCUUUGAUGAAUAGACCUGUUAAAUGUUAAUAAUUUUGAAGGAAAAUGAAGGAAAUGUUUGCUGAAGAAUGUUAUGAUUUUGAAAGUAAAGAAAGUGAUUAUAUUUGGAUAUGAGAAAAGUAAUGCUGAGACUUGGGUGUGGCAAUUUUAUUGCCAAAAGGGGCAAUUGAUAGAUUUUAUGUUGGUCUCAGCAUUGAAAGUAUGUGGACUGAGGCUCCUUUUUUUUUCCUCUGUCAAAGUUGUAUACUAUGUCUUAACAUAUGGUUUUCUAUGUACCAGAACCAUUUCCAUAUAAGGCUCUACUAGGAGUGAAUGUGAAACAGGGAAUGGUCCCUGCUUAGGAGAAGGUCCUUGGGAUGCUAAGGGACCUCAUGGGUACCUGACCAAUAGAUGACCAUAUUUAGACUUGUUUUUCUAUAUGUAUCACAUUCCUAUAACAUGAUCUAUAUGAUGUAUUCUCUUUCUCAUUGGCUGAAACUAUACUACACCCCUUGUACUCUUUUUAUAUAUUCUCUCUUUUCUUAUCAAUAAAAGGAGACUAUAUUCUC
Megalobrama amblycephala (Wuchang bream) is the source of this 2605-nucleotide messenger RNA. RefSeq names its product zinc finger, SWIM-type containing 7 (gene zswim7). The coding region runs from base 26 to 571 and encodes 181 amino acids. Gene Ontology annotation, cellular component: Shu complex. The record is from RefSeq and is a predicted model, not a curated record. Gene Ontology annotation, biological process: double-strand break repair via homologous recombination. The transcript has 6 exons. Lineage: Eukaryota; Metazoa; Chordata; Actinopteri; Cypriniformes; Xenocyprididae. Gene Ontology annotation, molecular function: zinc ion binding.